Molecule: messenger RNA, 3533 nt
Organism: Rhagoletis pomonella (apple maggot)
Lineage: Eukaryota; Metazoa; Arthropoda; Insecta; Diptera; Tephritidae
Gene: Ctr9
Product: RNA polymerase-associated protein CTR9 homolog
Exons: 9
Coding region: 40-3453 (1137 amino acids)
Biological process (GO): regulation of DNA-templated transcription
Cellular component (GO): Cdc73/Paf1 complex
Molecular function (GO): RNA polymerase II complex binding
Source: RefSeq, a predicted model, not a curated record
UUUGUUUUGGUGCUGAAAAAUUUGUGUUUAUUGUUCAUCAUGGCAGCGCCAAUAGAAAUUCCAUUGCGGGAUACCGACGAGGUUAUUGAGGUGCAUCCGGAUCAGUUGCCAGAAUGCCAAGAAGUACUAGCGAUUUUACGCCAAGAAAGAUCCCAGUUGAGCACCUGGGUCAACGUCGCCUUGGCAUACUACAAAGAAAGGAGAACGGCUGACUUCAUCAGACUAUUGGAAACUGCGAGGGCGGAGGGCAAUACUGACUAUCGUGACAUGGAGAAAGAUCAGAUGCGCGCUUACGAUAUGUUGGCUGCACAUUAUGUACAGGAAGCAAACCGGGAGAAAUCAAAAGAGAAAAAGCGAGAGUUAUUUAUGAAAGCCACAAACUUAUACACUACUGCAGACAAGAUUAUAAUGUACGAUCAAAAUCAUUUAUUGGGCAGAGCAUAUUUUUGCUUAUUGGAAGGCGAUAAAAUGGAGCAAGCCGACGCUCAGUUUAAUUUCGUCCUUAAUCAGUCACCAGCGAAUAUUCCUUCGCUUUUAGGAAAGGCAUGUAUCGCAUUCAAUAAAAAGGAUUAUCGAGGCGCUUUAGCUUUUUACAAAAAGGCCUUACGUACAAAUCCUAACUGCCCAGCAAACGUACGUAUGGGCAUGGGACAUUGCUUCCUCAAAAUGAAUAACCAAGAAAAAGCAAAGCAAGCAUUUGAAAGAGCACUAGAACUCGAUAACAAUUGCGUUGGUGCACUUAUUGGGUUAGCAAUUUUGAAAUUGAAUUUACACGAACCCGACUCAAACAAAUUGGGCGUUCAAAUGCUGUCGCGAGCCUACACUAUUGAUUCUACAAGCCCAAUGGUUCUUAAUCACCUGGCAAACCAUUUCUUCUUCAAGAAGGAUUACCAAAAAGUACAACAUUUAGCCUUGCAUGCUUUCCAUAACACUGAAAACGAAGCCAUGAGGGCAGAGAGCUGCUAUCAGCUGGCGCGCAGCUUUCAUGCUCAAUGUGAUUACGACCAAGCAUUUCAAUACUAUUAUCAAUCGACUCAAAUUGCACCAGCAAAUUUUGUACUGCCACAUUACGGUCUUGGUCAAAUGUACAUAUAUAGGGGUGACACAGAAAAUGCUGCUCAAUGUUUUGAAAAGGUUUUAAAAAUACAGCCAGGAAAUUAUGAAACAAUGAAAAUCUUGGGAUCGCUCUAUGCUAAUUCUAAUUCACAAGCGAAGCGUGAUAUGGCAAAGUCACAUUUAAAAAAGGUUACUGAACAAUUUCCGGACGACGUAGAAGCAUGGAUUGAAUUAGCUCAAAUACUGGAACAAAAUGAUUUGCAAGCCUCACUAAACGCCUACGCUACGGCAUCUAAUAUUUUACUUGAGAAAGUUAAAGUAGAAAUACCGGCGGAAAUUUUAAAUAAUGUUGCCGCUUUGCAUUAUCGAGUUGGGAAUCUAACUUUAGCUAAACAAAAGUUGAACGAAGCCAUACAACGCGCUAAAAUUGAAGCACAAAAUUCGAAUGCUGAUAAGCAAUAUUAUGAUUCCAUAUCGGUUACAAUGACCUAUAAUUUAGCGCGUCUUAAUGAAGCAAUGUGCAGUUUUGACGUGGCCGACAAACUAUUUAAAGAUAUAUUAAAGGAGCACCCUAAUUAUAUUGACUGCUACUUACGUUUAGGAUGCAUGGCACGUGACAAGGGUCUCAUCUUUGUGGCAUCUGACUUUUUCAAGGACGCAUUAAAUAUCAAUAAUGACAAUCCAGACGCUAGAUCUUUAUUAGGAAAUUUACAUUUGGCAAAAAUGCAGUUCGCUUUGGGUCAGAAAAAUUUUGAAACUAUUUUAAAAAACCCGACGACUGCCACAGAUGCAUAUUCGUUAAUUGCGCUUGGAAAUUUCUCAUUACAAACCCUCCAUCAGCCCAUUAGGGAUAAGGAAAAGGAACGGAAGCAUCAAGAGAAGGCAUUAUCGAUAUAUAAGCAGGUGUUGCGCAAUGAUCCUCGAAAUAUUUGGGCUUCGAAUGGAAUCGGUGCAGUACUCGCACAUAAAGGAUGUGUUAUUGAAGCACGCGACAUAUUUGCACAAGUCCGAGAAGCAACGGCAGAUUUUUCCGAUGUCUGGUUAAACAUUGCUCAUAUAUAUGUGGAGCAAAAACAAUAUAUCAGUGCAAUACAAAUGUACGAGAAUUGCAUGAAAAAAUUUUAUAAGCACCAUAAUGUCGAAGUGAUGCAGUAUUUGGCGCGUGCAUACCUGCGUGCUGGUAAACUCAAAGAAGCAAAAACGGUUUUGUUGAAAGCCAGAAGGGUCGCGCCACAGGAUACGGUAUUACUUUUCAAUAUUGCGGUGGUACUGCAACGGUUAGCUAUGGCGAUCCUUAAAGAUGAGAAGUCAACACUUGAUGUAGUACUGCAAGCCGUACAUGAAUUGGAGUUAGCGCAAAGAUACUUUCAGUAUCUCUCUAUUUGUGGCGAUAAGACUCGCUUUAACGUAGACAUAGCUGGUAUGGAGGCUAAUCAAUGCCAAGAUCUUCUCUCACAAGCCCAGUAUCAUGUUUCACGUGCUCGUCGUAUAGAUGAAGAAGAAAAGGCAUUGCGCCGUAAACAGGAAGAAGAACGCUUGGCUUUCAAGACGAAACAAGAGGAAGAACGUAAACGUCGCGAGGAGGAACAAAAGACGUCUCGUGAACAGAUGCUUGUGAAGCGUCAAGAAUAUGUGGAGAAAACCAAGGGCAUAUUGAUUAUUUCAGAAAAUCCUCAGUCCAAAGAGCGUAAGAAAGGAGGUCGCCCACGUAAAGAUGGAUAUGUUUCUGAUUCCGGUAGCGAUGUUGGUGAAAUAGAUGGUGCUGAACGAUCUAAAAGGAAACCGAAGGAACGUAAGAAGGGUGUUGGAAGAAAACGAAAAUCCGCAGCAGACAAAUAUGAUAGUGACAGUGAUGGUGAGAUUCAGCAGAAAGGAAAGAAACAGAAAAAACGAAAGGGCAAGGAAUCAAAAGAAGAGAAAUUAUCAGCCAAGCAGCGUCUUAAAAUCGUUUCCAAAGCUACAAUAUCAACAAGUGAAUCAGAUAGUGAUGCUGGUGCACGAAAGCGAAAACUUAGUGGCACGGGUGAUAGUGACAGCGAUGGUAGUGUGGCAUCAAAGCGAGCACGUCGUAUAUCAUCAAGGUCGGCAUCUGAGCAACGUUCACGUAGUGGAAGUCGUUCACGUUCACGUUCACGUUCACGUUCUCGAUCUAGAUCCGGAUCCAGAUCUCGUUCACCAUCGAAAGAUAGAUCACGCUCACCAUCGAAAAAUAGAUCGCGUUCGGGUAGUCGGGCAUCAAGGCGAUCACGUUCAAAAUCAAGUUCAAGAUCUAAAUCACAUUCGCGUUCGAGAUCUGUUACACGUUCUCGUUCACCAUCUUCUUCACCGUCACCUUCAAAAGCCAAGUCUUCAAAGAGAUCUCCCUCACACAGUCCUUCAGGUUCGGAAUCAGAAUAAAACUAAAAAAUAUUUUUCAUUUUAUUAUGUAUAUGUAUGUAUGUACACCAACAAUAUAAAAUAAAUAAAAUACAUCAAUC